Vigna radiata var. radiata (mung bean) is the source of this 1572-nucleotide messenger RNA. RefSeq lists its product as uncharacterized. The coding region runs from base 77 to 1381 and encodes 434 amino acids. NCBI's taxonomy places the organism in Eukaryota, Viridiplantae, Streptophyta, Magnoliopsida, Fabales, Fabaceae. The transcript has 5 exons. The record is from RefSeq and is a predicted model, not a curated record.
AAAAGCACAGCACAGAUACUCACUCAAACACACACAACGUUGUUAGAGAGAGAGAGGGAGAUUGUGUUGUGUAUCUAUGGCGAGUAACAGAGAGAGAGAAGAGUCUCUGACAUUCACAAUCCCUUCUUCCUCUUCUCAUUCUUCCCCUAUCACCGUCUCCGACCAACUCGACAGCUACCUCGCCGACCCCAGAAGCGCCUCCGGAAGCUUCCAGAACGACGGCCUUCUCUCCUCCGCCGAGGCUGCCGCCGAUCCCGAUUUUGGAUUCUCCCGCCCCGAUUUUCGUCAGAGUCCCCUCGCCGGCACCGUCGAGUUCUACCAACGCCACGUCUUCUUAUGCUAUAAGAACCCUCGCGUUUGGCCACCGCGCAUAGAAGCUGCUGAAUUCGAUCGCUUGCCGAGGUUGCUUCACGCUGCCGUUGUCGCAAGAAAACCUCACAUGAAAAAGGAGACUCGGUUAACGAUUUGUGAGGGUCAUGAUGGAACUGAGACAUCCAAUGGGGAUGUGUUGAUCUUUCCUGACAUGGUCAGAUACAGGAGGUUAACGCAUUUUGAUGUGGAAACGUUUGUUGAAGAGGUUCUUGUGAAAGAUGGGGAAUGGCUUCCUGGAACCCCUGAGGCAUUGAGAGGUUCGUUUGUUUUUGUGUGUUCGCAUGGAUCCCGUGAUCGCAGAUGUGGGGUUUGUGGACCUGUCUUGGUCAGUAGAUUCAGGGAGGAGAUAGAGUUACAUGGUCUUCAGGGUAAAGUGUUUGUAAGCCCGUGUUCUCACAUUGGGGGAAGUCAGUAUGCUGGAAACGUCAUUGUAUUUGGACCUAGCAUGAAUGGAGAAGUCACUGGCCAUUGGUAUGGAUAUGUUACCCCGGAUGAUGUGCCUUUAUUGCUUCAACAUCAUAUCAUGAAAGGGGAGGUUUUAGACUCAUUAUGGAGGGGUCAGAUGGGUUUCUCAGUAGAUGAACAGCUGAGUAAGCAAGAACAAAGGCUUCUGCUGAAUGGCUUAAGAAAUUUAGAGGAAAGCAAUGAAGUGUCUAGAUCUCAAGAAAAUUUUGUGAGCUGCUACCAAUCAAAUGCUAGCUGCUGUCAAUCAAAUGCUGGCUGCUGCCAGUCAAAUGGAGACUCUUCUUUCCAUCAGAAUCACGUUUUAGUGGAAAAGAGAUUGGACCCUGAUGUCAUUGAGGCGGAGGCAAAACUCUCAGCUGAUAAUAAGAACAAGGACUCUGUGUUUUCUCGGAUGAAUAGUGGCAAAGGAGCUUCACGCAAGUUUCCUUCUGUGACAACUUGGCUUGAUGGUUGGGAGCAAGAAGAUACAUACGCAGCUCUUGCUGUUGUAUGUGCUGCUGUGUCAGUUGCCAUUGCCUACAACUGCUACAGGCAAUUGAGAUAGAAGGAUUCAACUUUGGCAGCGCUACUAAGUGGUUCACAUAACUUAAGUGUUGCUAUAUCUGGAUAUAUUAGCUUCAUGUCUGAUGCUAGUGCAGUUCUUCUUUAGAGCAGUCAUAGUUACUAAACAUGUAGGGAAACGAGCGGGAGCUCAAUGUGUAAUCUGAAUGUGUGUGAUUUAGUGCUUGCACUGUA